Rhizoctonia solani is the source of this 1575-nucleotide messenger RNA. RefSeq names its product C2H2 zinc finger. Lineage: Eukaryota; Fungi; Basidiomycota; Agaricomycetes; Cantharellales; Ceratobasidiaceae. The transcript is spliced from 6 exons. The record is from RefSeq and is a predicted model, not a curated record. Bases 1 to 1575 code for a protein of 524 amino acids.
AUGAGCGCACAGUUUGCGCUUGAUCCAGCGUUGGCAUCCAACUCGAGUGGCUUUGUUGUUGCAUGUGGAUUUUUUCGAGGCACCAGUGGCGAGAUGAUUACUUCUUCGACGGAUGCGGCUCCACCUGCAACUGCUGCUCCAUCCAGUCUCACCAAAACCCUACCGAAAGAGCCCACAGUAGCAAACCACAAUCCAAAUCCUGCACAUUAUUCUAUUUUCCCUGCUUUGCCACCCCUGCCAGGAUGGGGUCCGUUCCCAGGCCCGAUAUUCGCUCCCCCCGGCCCGAUGCCAAUGCCAGUGCCGAUGUACAUGGUCCCCGGUCCCUGGCACCAUGUCGUUAACCAGCCGCCGCCUAUGCAAGUUGGUCUUCCACCUCAGCAAGUCCUGCCUGUGGCCGCACCACCGACACAGGCGCCAACCCCGGUGACAACGGGGGCCCCUGUACAAACGCAUCUUCAACCUCAACUCAAUCCAUCUACUCAAUCUCGGCCACAGGGGUUAUCCCAACCCCAAUCUCAGUCUCGUCCUCAACAGACACAACCUCAACUCAAAUCGCACUAUCCUCCCGAACGCAACAAACCCCAUUCGACAUUCCCCCUGGCUAGCAAGCUUUCUGCAACACAACCCGGAGUCAAAGCUCGUCCAAGGCGACCCGAGCCUCCCCCGCUCAACCCCGCUGCUACAGCAUCUCCUCACUAUCAAAACCCGGGUGGUUUCGGAGGCGUAUACACUCCUCCUUCGCACACAUCCACCGAUACAACCUCGGCGCCUUCUGCUCAUUCCCACUACUCUGACAAGUCGCUCGAUACUCCCACUACUUCAACCGGGGAUCUCGGUCGACCAUUUGCUUGCGGUACAUCUGGGUGUUCGGCGGCAUUUGAUAGGAAGAGCGACUGCGAAAGGCAUCGAAGGACGCAUGCCAAGGGUGCAGCCGAGAGUCGACCGUUUAGGUGCAGCAGGCCAGGCUGCGAGGCAGCGUUUGACAGGAAAGAUGCUCUGAUGCGACACGAGCGAAACGAGCGGACGCAUUUGGUCAGGCAAACCCAACCUGGAAGAAUCAAACGCCCGACCCGUCCUUCUUCCAAGUCUGAUGUCAAUCCCAUGCCACCGUCUCCUCCACGAAGAAUGAGCACCCGAAAGCGGAAAAACAUGACACCGGGAGUCUACGCUGAUCCAUCGGAAUCCGAUUUUGAGGACGAUGAAGGCGACUAUUCCGAGGGGAACAAUGAACGGCCAGAACCAUAUCGGGCUCGGGAGUCAAUCAAACUUGAACCUACCCAGCCACCCGUCUACGCUGGGACACAACCCCAUCUCCAACACACCGGCCUUUCCGGACCCUCGAUCGACGGAGGGAUGGAGGACCUGGUCGUCAUCCCACCAGACGAAACUCGUGAUCGAUCCCCAACUACGCGCAGACGGAAACUUCGAUCCUUCGCUUCGGACGGACGGGUUCGGCGACCCGCAGGGGCGUUCACGGGCACCGACGAGGAUUUCGCAAACAUGCAGGCGGUCGAAGCUCUUCAGGCUGCUUUGCAGCAGAUCGAGGCGGAAAAGGGGCACGAGUCGGUUGUUUAA